Messenger RNA from Candidozyma duobushaemuli, 1464 nucleotides. RefSeq lists its product as uncharacterized. The transcript is spliced from 2 exons. The record is from RefSeq and is a predicted model, not a curated record. NCBI's taxonomy places the organism in Eukaryota, Fungi, Ascomycota, Pichiomycetes, Serinales, Metschnikowiaceae. Bases 1 to 1464 code for a protein of 487 amino acids.
AUGAGUUCGUCCAUCAAGCGUUACACCAUAGAAAUAUUUUCAGGAAUUUUAUAUGGGCUACGAUAUUCGCAUCAUCACCUAGUUCACUCCUACAUUAUCAUUCCCAUUGGUAUCGUCAUCCUAUUCACAAUCCUCUACGGGUUUAAUGUCCUUCUUUCUGAUAUCUUCAAAAUUGAGUUCCCGGCGUCGGUCUUGGGGAUGUUGAUCAACUUGAUCUUUUUGUGUAUCCUUGACUAUCUUGCAUCUUUUCGGGACGCAGAUGCUAAUUCGAAGCUGCGCUGGGUGAUCCUGGUAGGGGAGGUAUCAUCUUGGGUAUUGGAAAAGUACUUGAUGAUAAUUCAGCCGAGCAUGAACUUCUCCCUCAAAUGGAUAAAUGUAUUUUUCAUUCCAUCGUUUGUGAUCCUUCCGUUGAGUGACCAUAUUACCUUCAUAGAGUGUUUGAAGAUUGCCGCAGUAUUUCUUGUAGGCGGUGUUGCACUUAUGUUGUUCGAUGUCUAUUCUAUUUGUUUGUUGAAGAAGAUUCUCAACGCGUGUCAUCUUGGACAUUUUGAUAAUGAGAAAGUCUUAAACAACGACUCUCAGAGUCCCGAUUCAACAAAGCUUGAUGAAGAAAAAGAUUCCGAUGAGAGAGAUAUUUUCUCGGAUUCCAGGUCCUAUAUAUCAGCAAGAGUUGAUAUCACCACAAUUGAUGUCUCAAACCUUAGAUCUACAAGAACAGCACCAGAAUCCAAGCCUCAGAAUUCUGAUAUUUCCGACAAUCCUUUCAUGAACACGAUUGCGGAACCAAACAACCUACAAAGAAGUCUGACUACUCCUCAAAGCUUCUCUCCUGAUAAACAAUCAUCCUCUGAGAUCACGUCCAGAGAUAAUAUCUUCUCUGCCACGGGAACUCCACCAGAAGCCUCUGGCGAAGAUCCCCUCGCACACCUUUCGGAUCUAUCCAAGAAGGUCACUUUGUUCGUGACUAAUUACAUUGACUGGUUCUUAUUUGUUGUCCUUUUCAUAAUAUCCUUGCCACUUUAUUACUCAAGGAGUCUACAUGUGAUGCUCUUCUAUCAUCUAAGCAUCACCGUCUUGUCAUUUUACCUUGCUUUGCUAGUACCUGUUAAAAUACCACAGCUUAAGAAGUUUGCACACCCCAUCUUGAUAUCAACGGCAGAAAUAUUGUUCGUCUGCUUCAUCGGAUCCCUCAUAUAUCAUAAGGGGUCGCCCAAAGGAUUUUUAGAUGAUCUCAAGUACUACAAAACCGGGAAGACGUAUCUACGUCUUUUCAACGGUAAGAGAAUCUGUACCUCUCUGGCCUGGAUGUGGGGAUAUAUUAUCAUCGUUGAUGGAUGUCUCAAUCGUCUCUCUAUCUUUGCCAAUGUUCACACACAAGAGAGACUUUAUUCGCAACUUUUGGAUCUUAAUGCCAACAAUUUUAGCCUCAAUGGCCCUUACUUUUUUCUGUUAUCCACUCGUUAG